UGGCAGAAAACGAAUCAAUAAAAAUACAGAAAUAAAACAAAUUCGAAAACCACCAACUUUUAUAACCCAGCAGUCCACACGCUAUUGAACGGAGCUUCUUCGCAACGGCCCAGCCCACGACGCGCAAAGACAGAUUUCCGACGGCCCAUCCCACGCUUAUCCAUUUCCAUCCAACGGAUCUGUGGAGAGGAACUGAGGCCCAUCCGAUGAGCUCUCCACCGGCGCUCCGCUCUUCGCCGGCGGCGCAGCUGCUGCCGCCGUGGCGCCCUCGCCGCCGCCGGCUCGUCCUCAGCAUGUCCGCGCGGGCUUCGAGGCCCUCCUGCGACCUAGCACCUGGCGCCAGCGCGCGCUACGGCCCGCAUCCGCAGCCGCUGCCGCUGCCGCGACUCGUGGCGGCGGAGUCGUCUCCUUCCACCUCGCUCGCCGCCGUUGGCGCCAUCCAGAGGGAUGCUGAGACGGGGCUCUCCUUGCUCCUCGUCGUUCUCGGUGUGGUGAUGAGCUUCUUUCUGUCACUAGCCAUCUUAUCAUUUUCAGCAAGCAGAGCGCUGCAGAAGAUGGAAACUGCAGCAAAUAAAUUGGCAAAAUUAUUUGCAGAAGAGGUGCCUGGAACUCUAUCUUCAUUGAAUCUCUCCUUCAUGGAGAUCAAUGAUUUAACUAGCCAGUUAAAGAACCUUAGGAAGAGGCUGGCAAUAAGUAGAUUUGGGAAGAAUCCUAAUUCUAAAGCAAGCUCAAGUUCUUGGUAAUCUGCCAAUGACAGGUGGCGGGCUCAUAAAGUCACGCAAGUGAGUAUGCGACCAAUACAGUCAUCAGAUCCUGAGGUACCAAACCAGUACUUUGCGACCAAUAUGGUCAGCAAAUAAACCCUGAGAUGCCGAAACGAAGAUGUGAAGAAACCAUGAUCAGUGAGUGAAGUAUGUUGACUUCCGCCCUAGGGUUCUUGCAGCUACAUGGCUAAAGAUGAUAGGUUGAAGACUCCUCGUGAGCCGGUUACAUGUAGUCUAUUUUAAUUGGAUGUUGUUGUACCCAAUGUGUGUACGUUACUAGCUGUAGCAGACUCGCAGCUGGUUUGUCAAGACAAUAUGUACAGCUUGCUAGCCUCCUGCUUGUACUGUGUUAGGAAAACAAACGAGGAUUUGUGUAAACAAGUUGAGUUUCACUCUGGCAAUGCAAGCGCCGUUUGCAUUGCAUUGCAUUGCUUUGCUCUCCCUUCCACAUCA
Sorghum bicolor (sorghum) is the source of this 1217-nucleotide messenger RNA. RefSeq lists its product as uncharacterized. Lineage: Eukaryota; Viridiplantae; Streptophyta; Magnoliopsida; Poales; Poaceae. The record is from RefSeq and is a predicted model, not a curated record. The coding region runs from base 207 to 743 and encodes 178 amino acids. The transcript has 5 exons.